This is a messenger RNA of Sipha flava (yellow sugarcane aphid), 2966 nucleotides long. Its product is annotated as jerky protein homolog-like. Bases 1332 to 2918 code for a protein of 528 amino acids. The record is from RefSeq and is a predicted model, not a curated record. Gene Ontology annotation, molecular function: DNA binding. Gene Ontology annotation, cellular component: nucleus. NCBI's taxonomy places the organism in Eukaryota, Metazoa, Arthropoda, Insecta, Hemiptera, Aphididae. The transcript has 4 exons.
CCUAAGCAUUAUCUCUAUCAUCGGCGUGCGACGAUUGACAACGAUCCGCCGACCGACUCGACGCCAGAUCUGUCAAGUGGUCCGUUUCGUAUUACACGUUCUUCUCCGUGGAUCUUGGGCCCCACCGUUGCAACGGCACCUAAUACGAACCACUCUGAAAUCUAGAAACCCGGUGAAUAAUCUGUUCGAUCUGAGUAAACGAAAAUAACUGUUUUAUCUUCAUCAAAACGUUGUAGUUUUUAUUACCUUCUACGAUUUCAGUCGAGGUUUCGGCAAACUCCGAAUUCUCGAACUCGUCGAUGUAUCAACAAAAGUUCUCAAACGCUAAUCGUGAUAUUUUCGAUACUAUUUCCGGUUGACGGCAAGAGUUCAGUGCUUUUGUUGUUCUGUCUCCGUGCCGGUUCCACUGAAUUCCGGAACACUCGAUUUGUCUCCUCCACUGUCCCAACGACUCCGGUUAGUGCUACGCAUUGCGUUUGAAAAAUAUACCACCUCUGACAUACUUACUGGUACUUAAGACCAUACUGUGUAUGCUUGCAAAUACUCAAAUUAUUCGUUGUUGUCAAAAGUAUCAUAUACAGUAGCUGAUCUGAUGGGAAUACCUAUAUCAAUUUGGACACAUUUUGGAAUAGCAUCAGUGAUUGGUAUCCUAGAAAAUUUCAUUUUUCUCUCAAAUGAUGUAUGUGUUGUUACUUUAAUCAUAUGUGAAUAAUUAAUUGGUAUGAAUGAAAUUUUUCAAAGUUUUGUACAACACUAUUCCCAAAUUUUCAAUAAAAUGUACAUCAUAAAUUGAACAGUCCAUUGGGAUAUUUAUUCAUUACAAAUCUGCGAAGAGUAUCAUCAGUCUUCGGCACACAUCUUAUUCAUCUACUAUUUUAUUAUAUUUAUAAUAAUAUACAUAUCUUCUACUAAUACUAUAAUAUAUAUAACUUAUAACUCUACAAUAAGCGAAGUGUACUGUAAAAUCAUGUAGACACUACUAUUAAAAUAUUGUUAGUAAAUGAUUAGUGUUUAUAUAUCAGACAAAUAUUAAUAUAUUGAGAAUGUAGAAAUUGAAAACUAAAAAAUUAUUCAAUAUUUUUUUUUUUUUUAAUUCGCCAUUACAGUAGAAAUUAGUUUAACCGUCACUCUCUGUUAUCCGUCAUCAGUCACCGUCAAAAAAAAAGUUAAUGAUGAACUGCGAUAAACUCGUCCCGGUUACUAACGUUUGUAAUAUCAAUGCAAUAAACGCGGCGAUAACAAACAAAUUGAAUUUAUCCAGUGACUGACGAGUAGCCUGUGUGUGCGGAUUAGUGUUUAUUAGGAUUUUUAGUUUCUGUCGUGUUUCGAAUAUGACAGAAAAGCGGAAACGUGUUGUUUUAGGAUUCAAUCAAAAACUUGAAAUUAUCAAACGUUUGAAAAAUGGUGAAAAUGCUACCAAUAUUGCUCAGAUUUAUGGUGUUGGUAGAACAACAGUGAAUGACAUAAAACGUCAUGCUGAAAAAAUUAAGCAGCAUGUGUUGCUAUUGCAAAGCAACGAUGGAGAUGUAAAAAGUCGUAAAACCAUGAAACCGGCAAAAUAUGAGCAACUUGACAACGUUUUGUAUCAGUGGUUUAUUCAAGCACGAAGUCAAGGAAUUCCACUUUCAGGUCCUAUUAUAAUGGCUAAGGCAAGCAUAAUUAAUAAAAAACUAGAUGGCGAUCCAAACUUUAAAGCAAGUAUGGGAUGGCUUGAUAAGUUUAAAUUUCGUCACAGCAUUCGACAACUAGAUAUUAAUGGAGAGAAAAUUGGUGAAAAUAGCGCAGUUGUUGCUGAAUUCAAGGAAAAAUUCAAAUCUAAAAUACAAUCUCAUCUUAAUCUCGUCAGAGAACAAGUUUAUAACUGUGAUGAAACUGGACUCAAUUGGAAAACUUUACCACAAAAAACACUGGCAUCAUUUUCGGAUAAAACAGCAACUAAUUUUAAAGAUCAAAAAGAUCGGAUCACUGUAAUGGUCUGUGCGAAUGCAACCGGCAAUCAUAAAUUACCUUUGCUGGUGAUAGGAAAAUCCGAAAAACCACGUGCAUUUAAAAAUUUAAAUUUGAAUACACUACCUGUGAACUAUUAUGCACAAAAAGGUGCUUGGAUGGAUCUAACAAUAUUUAUGGAUUGGUUUCAUAAAGUGUUUGUACCACAAGUAAAAGUUCAUCUCGCUGAAAAGCAGUUGCCACAGAAAGCGCUGCUGCUUAUGGAUAACGCCCCAACACAUCCCUCUGGAGAACUGAAAAGUGACGAUGGCAAUAUAACAUGUUUCUUUCUCCCAACAAAUAUUAUCUCUCUUCUCCAACCUAUGGACCAGGGAAUAAUUGAGAAUAUGAAGCGUCAGUACAGAAAAAGUUUAAUCGAAAGUGUGCUGUCAUCUGACAAUACUAUAGGUAUUAAAGAAUGUUGGAAAAAUUACAACAUAAAAGAUGCCAUUUUCAAUGUUGCCAGUGCAUGGGCUGAUCUGACUGUACCAAUUCUGAAGAAUGGGUGGAAUAAACUAUGGCCUGAAAUAAUACCUUACAAAUCCAAAGAAACUGAAACUGUUAGUGUAGAAGAAUUUGUAGAACUUUGUAAUGAACUGAGCAGUGAAAUAUUGUCAACAAAAGAAGUAACGGAUUGGUUAGAAAGUGAUAAACAGGAUGAAGGAUUUGAAAUUUUGAAUGAUGAUCAAAUUAUUUGUAAUGUUACUGCUGUUGACAAAGAAGUUGAUGAUGACGUCGAAGAUUUAGCGCUUAACUUAAAACCGCCAAUAAGCCACGCAGAGGCAGAAGCAAUGUUAUCAAAAUGCAUUGAUUGGUUUGAGGUACAAGAGGAGGCAAAUGCAACCCAGGUCUUACUUCUUCGUAAAAUACGUAACAUGGCCACUCAAAAAGCUCGUGCAUCAAAAAAACAGAUGACGGAUUAUUUUGUUUAGUAUUUUUGUUAUAACAUCAUAUAUUAUUAGUAUUUAUUAUUUAUUAUU